Messenger RNA from Bombyx mori (domestic silkworm), 9200 nucleotides. RefSeq lists its product as uncharacterized. Gene Ontology annotation, molecular function: protein kinase binding; protein tyrosine phosphatase activity. The record is from RefSeq and is a predicted model, not a curated record. NCBI's taxonomy places the organism in Eukaryota, Metazoa, Arthropoda, Insecta, Lepidoptera, Bombycidae. Bases 787 to 5595 code for a protein of 1602 amino acids. The transcript is spliced from 4 exons. Gene Ontology annotation, cellular component: cytosol; cell junction; plasma membrane. Gene Ontology annotation, biological process: signal transduction; peptidyl-tyrosine dephosphorylation.
AGUAGUACAUAAGUAAUAGUUAGGUAAAUUACGAGUAUAUAUUUAACGUAAAUUUAAGUGACUAUAUGUGUCACUGAUAUCAAUAGGUAUACAAGAUAAUAAAUGGUAUAGAUUCGCGACCUAAAUAGUAAACCGUAAGUAUCUUGUGACCUAGGAGGUGGUUCCAGGGCGAGUCGAUGGCCCAGUGCCCCAGAAAGAGUAUAUCGCGCAUGUGCAUUGGAUGCCGUUCAUAAAGCACUUUACAACCCUCGGUACUUGAUUAACUCAGUUUUACCUAAUAAUAGGGAGUUUUUGGAAAUGCAAACAAGUGAAACAAAAUAAAAAAAAAAAUCUGAAAUUGUUUCUGUUUAUGUUACCCACAAUGUGUUUGACAUUGUUGUUUUUAAUUAGUUGUUAUAAGUAGUUAGUUUUUCAAAAGUAGCAGUGAUUUUUAAAUUGAAUAAUGUAACUAUAUAUAGUGUUUAAUUUUAAUAAAACAAAAUGAAGGAAGAAUUGAAUAAGUAAGGAAUAUAAGUUGGUGAUGUAGCAACAUUUUAUCUUUUGUUGUCGCCAGAAAAAAAAUGGCCGAUUCAUCUCUUGUCAAAACUAUCUUAGCGAGAAAUUAUUUCGAAAACGUGUUGAAAUUCAUGGAAAAUCACGUAAAAGUGCUUAAUCAGUGCUGGUGACGUGUUCUACAUAUACUGUUCAAGUGUCUAGUGAUUAAUUUUAGCGUAAAAUAUAUGAUUGUCAAGUCCUCUACGGUCGUUCUUCUACAGCCAAAUAAAUGCACGAUGUGAGGGCGGCGCGAUGUGGGUGGGCGGGGCCGGCUGGUGCUGCGGCUUGCUGGCCGCCGCCGCCGUCCUGCUGCUCGUGCUGGCGCGCUGCCGGAGACGACACAACAAGCCCACGCAACAGCUCGCGGUACACGUAGUCCGCGACUCGCUGCCACCCCGCCCCCCGCAGCCCCCUCGAGUGACACAUCCCUCUCUUCCCUAUCCAACACCCCCACUCCCUGCGAAACGUACCCUGGCGUCGCUCGCUGGAGCUCCCGCAGACGACCCCUCGCCUCCACAGAUUAUUAUCGUACAGAACUCCACACAAACGACAAUAGCUCAAUCUAGUCAGAGUCCACAACCUCCAGGCUCCCAAAUCCCCGGCACGUCGAACGAACUGAGAGGUAUACCGAAGUUGCCUCUGCCCGAACAGUGGAUCCACAAACGGCCCGUCGAUUACAAGUUUGCAAAUUCGAUUCCCAGGCAAUUUGCUCAGAUCGUUAACGCCGAUCUAGGGAGUGAUUUGUCCCAGGAAUCCAGAGCCAAGAAAUUCAGUGCAACCCGAUCUCCUUCGUUGGAGAAGGACGAGAAGUCUCCGUUCGUAACGAGCGCUAAAUCUCAAAAAGUUUUCGGUUUCGAUCCUGAUACCCUACAAAAGUUAACAGACACAGCCGAUAUGAGUGAUGCAAUGUCUCCGAAGGACACCAGUGGCAGCCAGGAAACGUCACCCAACAACUUGAGGAGAUUUAAGUCGGUUAGCACCAGAUUAAACAUGUGUAGCGUUAACGAAGGUCUGGAGAGUCAGCAGGAGAGAGUGGAGCUUCAGAAUUCUCCCCGUGUCCUCGAAUGUAGUUCGGCGAAAGAGAAAUCGUCUGCUCCUAAAUUUGAUUUCUCUCCGAGGGUUUUCGUGGAUGCCAUUAGUUCUCCAAGAUUCUUUACGCCUCCAGAAACUGUAUCUCCUAUGUUCUUCGCGGAACCGUCACCGAAAUCAGUAUAUUACGACAGUGUCAGAUCACCGAAAUUCUUUCCGGAGACUCCUCGUGAACCAGAAGUGCCACAGUCUCCCAGGACGCUCGGAGACCAUAUUAAUAGGAACGGCCUAGCCGACAAGCCUAGUUCACCAAAGAUUCUGAGUUCGAGGCCAAGUCCCAAAGUGCUAAUGUACAAUAAAGAAAACUAUUUUACCUUCGAUCAGUCGGGUGGGGCAGAAGAAGGAUCUAGAAUGUCACCCAGACCCAAGAAAUAUGGAGGAAGAAAUUCUAUAGAACGCGAAAGAUUCACUCCUCCCGCUGACAAGGACGCGAGAAAGUACAGACGGCAUAAUAGCUGCGAUACAAACUACAAAAUGAUUGAAUUGAACGUAAAGGAAGAAAACAAUGAGACCAAAGAGAAGGACGUGGUAGAUUGCUGCAUGAAGCUAGAAUCUGUAAAGCUUGAUAGUAAAAUCGACGAGAAACCGAACGAAUUAACGCCCAGCCCUUCGAACUCUGCGCAUGCGAGAAGACAGAGGCUAAAGUCUAUAUCUUUAGACUCUGAAAACGCUAAGAUCAUAGAACAGAACCUUGGGCUUCCGAUAGCGAAACAGAUAAAGGAUCAAAUGAACGAAGCAUACAAGAACCAUGACAUCAGCACUUCCUAUGAGAGUAUGGAACGCCACCAAAAAACUCCAAGCUCUGAACGUCCCGUCUUUAAGUUUGAAGAUGAACAGGAGAAACAGGAACCCAAAUCUCCAGUUAAGCAAAAAAAGAGCUUGAGACAGAGUUCUGAUACCCAAUCUUUUAUUGACAUGCCGAGGUUCUCGCCCAAGGAGUUCGAGAUUACUGUAACCUCCGAGGAAGGAGCGACCACAUCAGCUGACACCCAGAUGAAACCUAAAAGCAAGAAUCUAAGAAAUCUAACAAUCGAUUUGACAAAGCGCGACACAGAACUUGAAAAGGAAUUAUUAGAAUUCGAAAAGUUAUACACUAAUGCCGAAGAGAAGAAAGUGAAAACGCCCACAUUAAAAGUUAAAGCCACUUCUCUGGACUCCUCGGAGACCGUCAAUUUGUCUUUACCCCAGAAGAAGUCUUUGGACGUUCCCCAAAAUUCGAUUUCGGUACCGAAUACCCCGAAGAGACAGUUGAAAAGGAUACUAGCACAGAAAUCGUUAAAACACGAUUUUUCUGGUGGAAAAUUAGGGUAUAGUUCCAUUCAGCCAAACGCAGACCAACGGCGUUUGCUUAUGAAGGCUCAAGACAGCGGGAUUUACUUGAGGGAAAACCACGCUAGUUUAAUGUUAUACCAGCCGAGCACAUCCCGAGCCGGGUCUCGUACCAUGGGCUCGUUUGACGAAAACAUGUCCGACUUCGCUGAAAAUGCACCAGAAAUUAACAUAUGCGGAACCGACAAUAGAUUCCAACUCGACACCGGACCGAGUUUGGGCUCAAAUCUGUUAAAUUACAAACAGAAUUUAAGCGUUUCGAGCACUAACUUGAAGACUCUUCCCGAAGGAGUUCCGUCCGACGAUUUCGAACCUAGCGCGGACGACGAAAAACUUGUAAAGAAAUUACACAGAAGGAAUUCAAACCAAAGUUUAAUGUUAAGCACUCACAGUCUCCAGGGCUCAAACUGCUCUCUCAGCAGCGCGGGCGCGUCUUGUCACAACCUGGCCACAGUGCGGACCAGCGUUUCGAACUUCAGCCUAAAUUCGGAUAGACAAAAGAAGUUUUCUCUAGAACGACGAGAUUCUAACGUUUCUUUAAUGAACACGGAACACUUGACGCCCACAACGCGGGUGAUAUGUUCUUCGAACACCAAUUUAUCCGGUGAGAGCUCGAAAAAUUGUUUGCUCCAGCGCCGCGGCUCCAACAAUAGCUUGACUUUAAACAUUAAUUCGAGUGUGCCGCUAAGUAGGCAUUCUAGCAACACGUCUCUAAACAAAGAAGCUAAAGCGGGACAGAAGAAGGGUUUAUUAGAGAGACGAAGCUCCAAUACGUCCUUGACUUUAAACAUUAAUAAUUCGAACCCUCAGUUGACUGUUGGGAAUCGAGGAUUGAGCAUCUCAAAUUACAACCUAAACGGUUCUAGUUGCAAUUUGAGUAGGUACAAUAGUAACCACAGCAUCGAUGCCGAACCUAGGAAGGGUAUUUUAGAACGACGCAAUUCCAACACCUCUCUUACCUUGAACAUUCAGCCUCAAGAACCAAGAGAUAUUGAGAUUGACGAAACCCUGCUGGAGCCGAGCCUCAAAGACCUACCGCACAGAGACAAACAUCGGAAAUCUUUGAGCACUGAGAACUUAAUACCAAAGUCUUAUAAGAAUAGAACACGAUUGAGAUCGAACGAGAAAGGACUUGGUUUUGGAUCUCACGAUAAUCUCUGGUCCUCUUCGUACGUGGAGUCGUCGGACUAUCCUCAGAACUUGACUUACAUCUGCGGGGAUCAAGAUAACGAAAUCAUAUAUGCCUUUGGACGUCAAGAUGACCAGUUCCAACCUGGCUUUGUGAGGAAUAUCACAACGAAACCUUUGAGUCCUCAGAGCACUUCAGAAGACUUUAGAAUGUACUUAGCGAAUAUGCAGCAUCUUCAAAAUGCGUCCAGUGUUUUGACCAGAAAACAGCUGAAAGAUUUGAAUGAAGUUUUCCAAAAUGGCUAUUCUAAAGUAAAAUGCCACAACAGUUCAGAAGGUCAAAAUUGCUGUUCCGGUCGAGUGGAGGAAGUCGGCCUGGAAAACCCACAAACAGUCAUACCAGAGUUGGUAUCGUCCCAGCCGUGCUCCGAGUAUCAAAAGUCACUCCUGAGGAACUUGCACAAGGAAUUUUGGGACAUGCCGACGAAUUUUCAGGAGAAGCCCAUAGUUUCCGGGUCUCAUACCAAGAACAGAUACAAGACGAUCCUCCCUAACGAACAUUCCCGAUUCAUCUUGAGGAAUGAGAGCGGAACUACUGAGGGUUACAUCAAUGCCAACUUUAUAAAGGGGCAUGAAUACACCAAAAAUACAUACAUAGCAACCCAGGGUCCUCUACAGAACACUAUGUACGACUUCUGGUCCAUGGUCUACCAGAACACCCUGGACUUCCGCAGCCGUCUCCGAGACCCUGACCCGGAACAAAACGUCCAGAAAGUAGUGAUGCUCACGAAUUUUAUAGAGAACAACCGACAGAAAUGUGAAAAAUACUUUCCUUUAGAACUUAACGAUGAACUUUUAGUGGACAGUGGCGAGGACAACUCUACAUUUAGCGUCAAGAACUGUGGAAUAGUAAAAAAAUCAGGAUAUACAAUUAGGAAAUUAAGCGUAAAGUAUAUUCAUAGUGAUUGUGAUAAAACACUAGACAGUGAAAGUUUAAGUGCCGUUCGCUCAGCGCAGAGCGAUGUGAUCGUUUACCACUAUUGGUUCCACAACUGGGCGGAUCAUAAAUGCCCUAAGGACGUUAACGCCCUGCUGAAUUUAAGUCUGGACGUUCUCAAAGAGACCGCGCACAACUUCAGCUGUGAGGCCGACGGCCCUAGUGAACCCUGCAGGCGCGACAGCCCCAAGCAGAGCUCGAAAUUCGUUUUUCCUCCAAUAGACAACCCAGUACCCUGCGAAAUGGUCGUUGAUGCCUCUACCCCUUUAGACUUGAAAGGGGAGUGCCUAUCGCCUCCCACUAUAAUACACUGUUCUGCCGGUAUUGGCAGAACGGGCUGCUUAAUUGCCAUCUUGAAUGGUAUAAAACAGCUGACGACGGAGCAGAAAGUUGACGUUUUGGGCAUAGUUUGUAACAUGCGGUUGAACAGAGGUGGAAUGGUGCAAAAUUCUGAACAGUAUGAGUUGAUUCAUAAAGUGCUGUGUCUUUACGAAAAGGCUUGUUUGCCAGAUUUAUAGGCGGGUUUUUAGUGGGGUAGGCAGAGUCGUUGAAGGAAAGUCACACGGUUGGGUCGCCUGCUUCAGCGCUUAGAGCCAGCGGUAGUUGCGUGUUCAGCACACGAACCGCUACCAGCUGUGGACGCUGUGGCCCGCGCACGGUCUGUUCACACGGGACGAUUCUAGUCGAUCAAUGUUAGCGGUCGGACGACUAGAAUCGAAUCGUGUGAACGAUACACAACUGCCCAAAUAUUAUUUGACUCGAUAUCAAUAAUUUGACUCUGCACAUAUUGUUUGAAUAAGUAAUAUGUCUAUUUUUAUAGUCGGACCUCCCUUUUGUAGGGAGUGAUUUUAAUUUUUAUUUAUUUCUUUAAUGGUCGAGCUGAUGGACCAUCCGGUGUUAAGUGGUUACCAGCGCCCACAGUUAUCCCAGCGUGGUGUGGGUAGCCGUUAUACUAAUGCAAUCGCGACUUCGAGUAGUCUCCAGGAGACUAGGCUAAUUAACAAAUUUAAGAGAAAUAUUAUAAAAUAUAUUAUGUGUACUUUGCUACUCUCUGCCUACCCUCGUAUCGUUGCGUGCCGUAAUGAUAGAGUUCUAGCCAUUCGUCGCACAAAUUUAAAAAUAAAGUUAUAAUGAUUGUUGUAUCACAUGAAAUAUGCUGUCUUUGUACCCGGGACCGAGGACGAAGAUUCGGCAUCAGGGGAAUUCUCUCUUCCCUUUAUUGGAUUCUCUUUACAAUCAUCUUCUUGAUUGCACGAGUUUAAAGAAUUUGAAAGAAAAAACUCUAAUUACAAUUGUGUGCUCUUCCACGAUACCUAAGUUAGAGCUAAGUAAAGUUGUUGAAAGUCUAGCUGGUGAUGACUGGAACCCAUUGUAAACUUUCAUUCUAGAGUCUUAGGGGUGAUUUUUCAAUAAUAUUGCCAAUUUAGAUCAUAGCUAAGAUUAGUAUUCAUUGAGGUACAUUUAAAAUAAGUGAAGACUUCGUCCUCGCCCAGCGUCCAGAUCCCCGACGAGUCCACUCGCAUUACGUCUCAUCACAAGGACUUCACUACCGACUUCCUGAAUCCAUCAAGCCCGUUAUGUUAUAGUUCGCUUCGGUUCUGAGACGAACACGCGAAACUUGGUGAUGACCCAAUGGUGUAUCAAAAACAGCAUAUUACAUCUGAUAAAAAUGUAUGUUUUAUUUUAUUUUUCAAAAAUAUAACUAUAUAGUUUGUAAGUUGUUAAUUUAUUUAUUUCGCGUGUAAUUAGUGUUUUCGUUUUGUAAAUUUAAUCGACGGACGAAGCUCCUGUCGGUUUAAGCGCUAUUUUGUUGACUUUACAGCCGAGAUGUUUAUGUAUUAUCUUCGUUAUCGACUGCGUUCAAAUUUACUGAAAUUCCUGCACGGGUCCCCGAGAAACCUUCCUGAAAUCGAAAAGGGUAUAGCGUAAUGAAUAGCUUCGUAAAAGCGAAGAGCAAAGUUAAUAAAUGAGUACAUACUUUGUGAAGGUAGUUGACAGCCGCCCUGCCCCGCCUCGCCGCGUUGUCUCAGGUCGUUGAUCCCUCGAGUGAGCUGAUUUUUAUUUGUGGUACAUUGCGUGCACUGCAAGGGACAAUAAGAAAUGAAUUCGGACGCCAAUGUAAUUCCUUCCAGGACUGCCUUUGUCGGAAACGUUUCUUUCAUCUAGUUUGUUAUCACAAAGGACGAGCAAACGUAUGCUUUAAAACAUAAUCACGAAAGUUAGCAAAAAAAGGUUGAAGAAGAUUCUGUUUCUGGAAAAUAAAUAGAAGACGGACCAGUAUUGCACAUCCGUCAUGAGAGUAGACGUUCAGUUCUUGGCGUCACAAGGUCUCUUAGCAAGCAGUUCAGGGUCCGCACGUAGCUAGAGCCAUUUCUGUUUUUCUACUUAUACUAGUGCGCUCUACCGUGACCUAUCUGCGUGUUUAGCCGUGUGCGAUUCACCACAUGCCGCGUACAUUUUACUCACGUGGAACUAGCAUCGUGUUCAUUGCUAGUUUUUAAUAAUCACGUAAUCUAGAUGAGUUGACGCACUGCAGACCCGCUACGCAAUGUGUGGCGAAAUCACGACGACAAGUUAUUAAGUUUUCAGACAUCUUGUGUAAAAUCAUGGACAUUGGUAAUGAAAGUGGGAAAGCCCUGUUUCGUACUAUGAGAGCUCUGGAAUACGACAAUCAUUAAGUAAAUAAGGCGGUGUGAAUUGACAAGCCAUUUAUUUUACCUAUAGAGAGUUUUAUUUUAUGUCUUUAAUUUACCCGUUUUCAAAAUAAAGAAUCCAAUAACAGUAUUUUAAUUACAAUUUAAAGUCCAAAAAACUUUACUUUAACAAAUAAGCCAUAAUUAUAAAAAGAAGUGGCAGAACAAAUGUGCCUACCUUUUUUUUCUAUAUACCUAUCGUAUAUUUCUUAGUCACCUAAGUAAAAAAAAAGCAUAAACACAAAAGAGAAGUUAUUUUCCGUAACUGUGUUGGAAAUAAAAUAUGUAAGCUCGUAACGCUAAUGCCAGAUUACAUUGUAAUUUCACAAACAUUCUCUGGCCGAACUGAGAAACAUGAGUUGUUUCAACUUCACCGCAUCCUACGCGCUCUCUUCGAACUACCCGCUCAUUCCCUUUGGAAUUGAAAUUGCAUUUGGCACUGCAAGUAAGGUUUUAGGUACCGUCAAUGUAAUGAUAGUGCUAUUAUACAUUUAACAACUGGACAGUGGGCCAGGUUUCAGUGAUUCAUAAUAAUAUGAUUGUGCUUUAUUACUAUGAUUAUAAAGAUCUAAACUUUAAAUAACUUUGUCAUCGUGAAGUCAUAAUGGAAUCUGGCUACACGCUUUUUUUUGUAAUUUUUUAAUUUUUUUAUUGCUUUGAUGGGUGGACGAGCUCUCAGCCCACCUGGUGUUAAGUGGUUACGGGAGCCCAUAGACAUCUACAACGUAAAUGCGCCACCCACCUUGAGAUAUAAGUUCUUAAGUCUCAAAUAUAGUUACAACGGCUGCCCCACCCUUCAAACCGAAACGCAUUACUGCUUUAGGGCAGAAAUAGGUAGGGUGGUUGACGCGCGGACUCAAGAGGUCCUACCACCAGUAAACUGCCCGCGACUGAUAAGAAAUUUCAAGCUUAGUUCAUUAAAGUGCCCAGGAAAUGUCUUCGUCGACUUUAUUCCAGACCUGUGGAAUUUAAAGAUAAAUGUCCAUGAAUGUCUUUAUUCGUAAGGAAGUUAUUUUCCGAGAGAUAAGGAAAACGAGAAGGUGGGAUUUCAAAUAAUUUGUUAGACUGAAGUUAUUGAUUUAUCUGAUUUUGGUUCAUUGGUCGUCCGAUCCAAUGCAAGCACUGGUUUCUUAAUCGAAGGAGGACGGCGCCUGCAGUUUCCUAAAAUUUUAUAGUUAUUCAGGUCAUUCUCUGAGGUCAUUAAACUGUUAUUCGUUUGAAAACGUUCUUUGUUUUUGUAUUUAUUAUCGCGAGAGAAUGCCAUCUAUAUGUAAAAAUAUAAUAAUAAUAUUUACAUUUCUUUAUAAAUCUAUAAGAUGUGAUUUUGAUGGAUUUAAAAAUUAAAAAGUAUGUACAAUAAUGUGUGUAUAAUAAUAGAUACGUGUAUGUAAUUGUGUAAUUUUAUUAUAUUCCUCGACAAAUAUAAAUUA